ACAGUACUUGUGUGUUUCUCUGUCUGACUGUGGUCAGAGUCAGGAAGUGGGUUGAUUCAGAGCCAGUACAGACGACAGCAUCAAGAUGGAGAUCACGUCCUUCUACCCUCUGAUGUCAGCCAUACUGAGCAUCCAGCCGGACCGGACGCAGUUCUUUCGCUACGAGAAGCUCAGUGUGAGCUGCUCUGCGUCGGGGAACGUCGUGGCCUGGACAGUGAAGAGGAACGUGUCGACUGGGUCUGACCUUUCAUGCGGCGCUGACUGGGGCCGCUGGGAUGGAUCCCAGUGCCUCAUUCGCAGCCUGUACCCAGCAGACACUGGGCUUUACUGGUGUGAGUCUGAGUCUGGGGAGAGCAGCGACGUCCUCAGCAUCACGGUGAAUGCCGAUGACGUGAUCCUGGAGGUUCCGUCGCUUCCUGUGAAGGAGGGAGACACAGUGACUCUUCGCUGUUCACACAAGCAAAGACAUGCAGCGUUUUCCACCUCAGACUUCAAAGCCACCUUCUAUAAAGACGGUGUUUUCAUUGGGACGGAGCCUGAAGGAACCGUCCUGCUUCCGUGUCCACAUCGGACCAAGGUUUCUACAGGUGUGAGCAUCCGUCAAAGGGGAAGUCGCCUCAGAGUCACCUCAGAGUCACAGGAGACGUCCAAGGUGAAACCCUGAACCCGUUCAGUUUGAGGAGGUUCUGGUCCAAAGCAGCAGGAACCUCUGUGGACUGGAUGAAAAACCAGUUUGAUCUCACACCUCGUCCUCAAGUUACUGAAGCUGCUGUCGUCCUGGAAAUCACUGUAACAAAUGUGUCAGAGGCUCAUUGAGUGUGGGAACAAUCACCAUCUGACAGUUAACAAAGAUCAACAUGCACGCAGAGACACACACACACACACCUGCUGCUGUGUUUCUGCUUUGAUCUUGUUCAGCUUGUCUGACCAGAAGAGCCGCUCGUCCAAAAAAAGAUCCUUGUGCUACAAAAAGUAAAACCCUUCAUGACAAGAAAUGAAAAUAAAACAUGUUUCAUGUUUUUAA
Betta splendens (Siamese fighting fish) is the source of this 1024-nucleotide messenger RNA. RefSeq names its product low affinity immunoglobulin gamma Fc region receptor II-like. Gene Ontology annotation, molecular function: transmembrane signaling receptor activity. Bases 86 to 664 code for a protein of 192 amino acids. NCBI's taxonomy places the organism in Eukaryota, Metazoa, Chordata, Actinopteri, Anabantiformes, Osphronemidae. Gene Ontology annotation, biological process: cell surface receptor signaling pathway. The transcript is spliced from 3 exons. The record is from RefSeq and is a predicted model, not a curated record.